AUGUCGGCGUGCGCGGCCCGCGCCGCCGGCGCGACCGCGACCUCGCGCGCGUCGCCGUCGCCGUCGCCGUCGACGUCCUCGCGUCGCCUCCUCGCGUCCUCCGCGUCUCGAGCUCGCGAUUUAGGGAUACCGCGACCGCGCGCCGCGGGAGCGGCAGCGGCGGGUGCGUUCUAUACACUGGUCCCCAUACGACCGCGUUGGCGAGGUGGACGCCGAUCCUUAAGGACUUUGCCCGUCGCAUCUCUUCGCGCGCACGACGUGGGAGGAGGACGUCGUCGUCUCGUCGCCGUCGCCGCCGCGUCGUCGUCCACGAUCGCCGGCAUCGACCUCGGCACGACCAACUCCGCGAUCGCGAUCGUCGUCGACGGCGAGCCCGUCGUCGUCCCGGACCCCGCCACGGGCGCGAACACGAUCCCGUCCGUGGUGUCGUACCUCGCGAGCGGCGACGUGCUCGUGGGGAGAGACGCGCUGCGGCGGCAAAACGCGGACCCGAAGAACACGUUCGGCAGCGUGAAGAGAUUCAUCGGCAAGCGCUUCGACGACGCGCUCGCGAAGGAGGACGCGCGGCGGGUGCCGUACGACGUCGUCGCCGCGAAGGCGGCAACACGAGGAGGAGGAGGAGGAGGAGGAGGAGGAGGAGGAGGAGGAGGGAGCGACGCCGCCGCCGCCGGCGGCGGCGACGUCGUAGGGCUCAGAUGCCCGGCGUUGGGUCCGGACGCGGUUCUGACGCCCGAGGAGGUCUCUUCUCGCGUCCUCCGCCGCCUCCUCGACUCAGCGGAAGCCUUCGCGGGCGGUGCGAAGAUCACGCGCGUGGUGAUCACCGUCCCCGCGUACUUCGACGACGCGCAGUGCGACGCGACGAUCGCCGCGGGCGAGCUCGCGGGGCUCGAGAAGGUGAAGUUGUUGAGAGAGCCAAUCGCGGCGGCGUUGGCGUACGGCGUGGGCGCGUUCCCCAGCCAGACCUCGUCCCAUACGACCGCGUUGGCGAGGUGGACGCCGAUCCUUAAGGACUUUGCCCACGUCGACGACGACGAGACGGUUUUCGUCUUCGACUUGGGCGGCGGCACUUUCGACGUGUCCGUCCUCGACGUCGGCGGCGGCACCGUCGAGGUCCUCGCGACCGGCGGCGACGCGCACCUCGGCGGCGACGACUUGGACGUCGCAAUCGCGCGGUGGCUCUCGAAGGAGGCGAGGGCGCUUGGCGCGGGCGUGGAUCCGAGGGGCGCGACGCUGGCGGCGCGUCGCGCGCGGGAGAAACUCUCGGCGGCGAUGUCGGUGGACGUCCCCAUGCCCGGCGGGAAGAAGAAGACGCUCACGCGGCCGCUGCUCGAGAAGGUGUGCGCGGGGGUGCUGCGCGAGCUGCGGCUGCCCGUGGAGAUCGCCGCGGACGCCGCGGGGGUGAACCUGGAGGCGCUGCAGUCGAACGCGUCGAAGAAGAAAAACGGCGGCGGCGGUCGAAGAGCCGGGCGGCCGUUCGAUCACAUCUUGCUCGUCGGCGGCGCGACGAAAACGCCCGCGGUGCGACGGUUCGUGGAGAACACGUUCGGGAGGAGAGUGAAGCCGGGGUUGGUGAACCCGGACGAGGUCGUCGCGCUGGGCGCCGCCGUGCACGCGGGCGCGCUGGAGGGCGUCGUCGCGGAGGUGGAGACGUUGGGACCGAUGCAGGCGAGUUUGAUUCGAGCGUUCGCGCGGCGGAUGCGGAAAGAGGCGGCGGCGGCGGCGAGGGCGGAGGGCGAAGGCGGCGGCGGCGCGGGGGACGAGUGGGACGAGGACGCGAUGGCCGCGGCCGCGGAGGCUGCGGGGUUGGACGUCGUCGACGACGAGGACGACGACGACGACGACUGGGGCCCGGACGACCUCGACGACUUGGGACCCUUCGAGGAGGAGGAGGAGGAUGCGGAGGACGCGGCGGCGGCGACGGCGGCGCGGUCGUCGUGA
Messenger RNA from Micromonas pusilla CCMP1545, 1938 nucleotides. Its product is annotated as heat shock protein 70. Gene Ontology annotation, molecular function: ATP binding; ATP-dependent protein folding chaperone. Gene Ontology annotation, cellular component: chloroplast. The record is from RefSeq and is a predicted model, not a curated record. NCBI's taxonomy places the organism in Eukaryota, Viridiplantae, Chlorophyta, Mamiellophyceae, Mamiellales, Mamiellaceae. The transcript is spliced from 2 exons. The coding region runs from base 1 to 1938 and encodes 645 amino acids.